AUGCAAUUCAACACGCUCCGUCUAGCUCUCUCCGCCGCUCUCUUGAGCGCCACCUGUAUCAUAUCUGCCCCUGCUCCGACCCUUGGUCUAGGCAUUGGCGGUGGGCUUGGAAUCGGAAUCGGCUUAGGAGGCGGCUUAGGAGGCGGUUAUGGUGGAGGAUAUGGUGGAGGAUAUGGUGGAGGAUAUGGCGGAGGAUAUGGCGGAGGCUACGGAGGAGGCUAUGGCGGUGGUCUCGGAUACGGUGGAGGUCUCGGCUACGGGGGUGGUUUAGGAUAUGGAGGUGGAUUGGGCUACGGGGGAGGCUAUGGAGGUGGUCUUGGAUACGGAGGAGGUUACUACUAGAUUGACUGAGAGCCACAGUGAUUCAUCAAUUCCGAGCGGCCAAAAGUA
Molecule: messenger RNA, 390 nt
Organism: Puccinia graminis f. sp. tritici CRL 75-36-700-3
Lineage: Eukaryota; Fungi; Basidiomycota; Pucciniomycetes; Pucciniales; Pucciniaceae
Exons: 2
Coding region: 1-342 (113 amino acids)
Source: RefSeq, a predicted model, not a curated record